Arabidopsis arenosa is the source of this 3094-nucleotide messenger RNA. The record is from the annotation of a GenBank genome assembly. Lineage: Eukaryota; Viridiplantae; Streptophyta; Magnoliopsida; Brassicales; Brassicaceae.
AAAUAACCCACUCUCCCCUCGAUCUUUGCGUUUAAUAUCUCUCGCUAUCUUCCGAUCUUCGCCCCCAUCGCCGUUUCGUUUUCCGUUUUCUGUAACAGCCAUGCCAAAAAGGAUGAAGCAUAUGGAGAAAUUUAAUGGUGCUUCUGGAGAAGAUCCAGAGUAUGGUGCAAUUUUCAUGUCCAAUAACUCAACCAGGAAGGAAUGCCUUAGCCGAGGGCUUUUCGGUUUGCCAAUUGGGCUAGCCGGAUUUGUUAAACAGGUUAAAGCGGGAAUGAUGCUGUUUUUGUUUGAAUUCGAGAAGAGAGAGCUACAUGGUGUGUUUCAGGCUUGCUCUGAUGGUGCAAUAAACAUCGAGCCGAAUGCAUUCCAAUCUUCUGGGAAACAGUUUCCUGCUCAGGUCAAGUUUACUGAGAAGUGGCGUUGUAGGCCACUUUGUGAAAGUGAGUUUGCUAAUGCUAUCCAUGAAAAUUACUUCACAUCAAAAAAGUUCAAAUUUGGACUCUCCAAGGUUCAGGUUCAAAGGCUAUUGAAGUUGUUUAGCUUGAAGAAGGUAGAGAGAUCACGGCUGAGAGAAACUGCAGCUCCGAAACCAUCAAGAAAAUCUGAAAAUACAGUUGGUGAUCGUGGCUUUGGGAAUCGCUGUGUAGGAGAAAUGGAUGGAGAUGUUGACCGUGAGUUUCCCUUCAGGGUUACAUCUGCAGGAGAUCAUCGUGGUCGUAGGUUAACAGAGAAUUAUGGUUGUGGGGAGGAAUCUAAAUGGAAUAGUGGCCUAGAGUAUGAUCCAACUAAAGGGAAUGAGUACUCCAGACUAGUUGAUCCCAAACUGCAUGGGUUGAAUGAUAGAUUAGGAUGUGAGGUUAGCAUGAAUAAUAAUAGCUUUGGCACAAAUGCUUUAACUAAGAAUUCGUAUAAUUCUCUAGUUAACGAUCGAAGAGUCCCGAAGAACUUAAGACACACUGCAAAUGGCUGGUUAGAAAAUGAGUACCAUGAAAAAGAUGGUAUCGCACAGGCAAGUUCGUGGUCUAACAACAAGGAACGCCUUAAUUUUGAGGCAGAUCCAAUGGUUCCUGCUCAAAGCUCAGUAUCUCCAGACUUACCAUAUGGCACAAACACAGGAUACUAUGACCCUUAUCAGCCAAGCAUCAUGGGAGAUACAACAAUGACAAGCUCUAGGCAUGGUCUUGGUGCACCUAAUGUUGAUUUAAUAGGCUCAGCUUCCUAUACAGCCAACUCAAAUUGUGGUUUGGGAGAAGAUAUUAUACCUGUUGGUGAUUAUGUCAGUGACGCCUUGCCCUCUGAGACAGUCCAACCAUUCCCUGAUGAGCAUAAUGCUACACGCAUGAGCACUAGUAGUCUGGACUCGGGUUUCUAUAUUCCAAUGCCUAUUGAACAUCAUAAAUACCUAAUAAACACCGGCAUGUUUGGAGUUGCUCGUGGUGAAUCUGAAUCUGAAUCUGAUUCCAGAAAUGGUCAUUUGCGUCAUUCUCAGUUUCCUGGUCUCUCAACGUCUGCAGGGGACACUGAGAACAUGAGGCAGUUUGAAAGGCCGCUGUACUCAGACCGCAACAUCUUCCCUUCAUUUGUUUAUCCUUCAUCAUCAAGGGGUUUGUCUCCUAAGGACAGACUCAACAAUGAACUUCAAACAUAUCAACACCAAGAAGAAUCUAGAGGUCAUGUUUCUUAUAAAAACGAUAUGGUGGUUCGGGGUUCCAGCAUUUACCCUUCUUUUACUAAUCCUUCAACAUCAGGGGAUGGAGGGGAUAGAGCUGAUUUGUAUCUAAAGAACAGAGCCAAUAACGAAGUUCAAGCUUAUCAACGGCAGAAAGAAUUUGGCGGUGAUGCUUUUGACUCUAACAAUAGGGUGACUGAAAUGAAAGAUCGUGUUAAACCUGCUGAACCUGAAGGAAACAAGACCAGAGAGAGUGUCUUCAAUAGGCUGGGUGGGCGUUCAAAAGAACGUGUUUCUGAAAAGGAUAUGUCUCCGGACACUGAAUCAGUCGACGAGGUAAUGGCCUUUUUAAACAACCGUCACAAAGAUUGGAUGGAGCAAAAAAGAGCUAAUACGAGUAAUUCUGAGGAUUUUGGAAAACCGAAGAAGAAAAAGGAAAAGAUACAUACAGCAGAGGUACUUGACAAUGAUUUGAUGCUUCCUUUGACUGAGACUACUCCAGAUGAUCUGUUGGAUUGUGAAGGAAGUAUGGAACAUACUGUUCAAAAGCUACCAUUCAUUGAUUUUAAGCGCCGUAGCAAAGCUCAAAGAAGCCUUGGUAAUCCAACUCAAGAACAUUCAGCUUCUCCGAGCAAGAAAAGGAAGCUGCUGAGACCAAAACUCGUUGAAGAUGACUCGGAAAAGGAUAGAGGCCACAAAGCCGGUCCUGUUAAAAUUGUCUUGGCCUCGGCAAAAGAUAGAGGAAACAAUGAUCCGAUUGUAAAAUUCUUGGCCUCAAAGUCAGCUACUGAAGUUCCAGUCCAUGACUUCCUUGGACGAAAUGAAGGUGACUCGCAAAAGGAUAGAGGUAAGAAUGAUAAUCCUAUUGAAAAUGUAUUGGCCUCACAGUCAGCUACUGAAGUCCCCGUCCAUGACUUCCUUGGACGUAAUGAAGGUGACUCGCAAAAGGAAAGAGGUAAGAAUGAUAAUCCUAUUGAAAAUUUAUUGGUCUCGCAGUCAGCUACUGAAGUCCACGUCCAUGACUUCUUUGGACGUGAUGAAGAUGACUUGGAAAAGGAUAGAGGAAAAAAUGACGAUCCUGUUGAAAAUUUCUUGGCCUCAGAGUUUGCUUCUGAAGUCCCCUUCCAUGACUUCCUUGGAUGUGAUGAUCGAUAAACACUCAAAUGGAGUUGGAAACUCUUUUGGAAAGAACAAUGCCUCUUCAAUAGAAGGUGAGAGUGUUCUCUAGUUGUUGUGUCUUUUUGGUCGAGUAAGUGUCUUCUUUAUCAUGUUGACUGUUUUACUAUCAUAGAACGAUGCCUACAUGUUUUGGCAUAACAGCCGUUUUGAGGUAAUUGUGGAGUUUUAUGCUGAUGUCAAAGCAUGCGUUUGGUUCAGAAACUUUUUCAAGUGAAUCGUGACAGCUAAUAAUACCUAGAUUUUGUA